AUGGAAGAUUGCUGUAGGUUGCGAUACCCCGUACCCCUCCGCGCGGCAACGGCGGCGAAGCUUGUAGCCGAUGGCACGGUCGACCGCGCCAUUCUCAUCUGCGGCACGGGGCUAGGACUUUUCGGUGGAAAGGGCGGUAUUGAGCAACAACGCACAAGUAUUGUGCUUAGGGAGCGGGUGGUGGGGCUGGAGGUUGCGAAGCGGUUGGUGAGGGAGUGGAUUGGGUACGAUUUUGACCCAGCGAGUCCUAGCAAGGAAAAGGUGGAUGUUAUAUUGGAUCUCGAGGACAAGUUUGACGAUUAA
Parascedosporium putredinis is the source of this 303-nucleotide messenger RNA. NCBI's taxonomy places the organism in Eukaryota, Fungi, Ascomycota, Sordariomycetes, Microascales, Microascaceae. The record is from the annotation of a GenBank genome assembly.